UUGAAAAUGCAAAAAAUGCCGUUUAUUUUCCCACAUUUGCUAUGUAAUAUUAUUUGUAAGUGAUGAAUCUUCCAAGUGUGUUUAUUCUAAAGGGAAUUCUGCUCUGCUCUUCCUUUGGAAUGCGUCGGAACCGGAAGUGGUGGUGACGUCACGGUCGCUCUCGUAUUCCCAGUGCAGGACAACAACUGACUGACUGACUGAGGAGACUGAAAACUUUGACAAACUCUUCCAAAAAGCCGCUUUAAAGUUUAUUAAAGUUUCCCUCCGUGAUGCGCGGGCGUGUUUAAAGCGGGCUGGCCGUGUGGCAGAUGUGGACUGGCUGUUAGUGGUGGAUGGAGUCGGGGUUCGGUGUCCAGCGGAGGGCCGGCGGCGGCUCGCCCGCUGUGGGAGCGUCGCAGCGCCGCAGGAAGAUGCCGCCCAGAGCCGCUGAUUAUAAACUGCAGGUGAUCAUCAUCGGCUCCCGUGGUGUGGGAAAGACCAGCCUGAUGGAAAGAUUCACGGAUGACACCUUCUGCGAGGCGUGCAAGUCUACUGUGGGUGUGGAUUUUAAAAUCAAAACGGUGGAGCUGAGAGGAAAGAAGAUCAGGUUACAGAUCUGGGACACAGCAGGUCAGGAGAGGUUUAACAGCAUCACUUCAGCGUAUUACCGCGGCGCAAAAGGCAUCGUGCUGGUCUACGACAUCACCAAGCAGGAAACCUUUGACGACCUGCCUAAAUGGAUGAAGAUGAUAGACAAGUAUGCGUCAGAGGAUGCUGAGCUCCUAUUGGUUGGGAACAAACUGGACUGCGAGUCUGAUCGCGCCAUCUCACGACAACAAGCGGAGAGGUUUGCUUCACGGAUAUCAGGGAUGCGUUUCUGUGAGGCCAGUGCCAAGGAUAACUUUAACGUGGAUGAGAUAUUCCUUAAACUAGUUGAUGACAUUUUGAGUAAGAUGCCACUUGAAGUCCCCAGUAAAGAGCUGUCCAACAGUGUCCUGUCUCUUCAGCCCGAACCUGAAAUCCCACCAGAGCUGCCUCCACCUCGCAUGCGCUGCUGUUGAGACUCGGUUCAUGCUUUAUUUAGAAACCCAACAACUCCUUCCCUCUUAUAAUCCAACACAUGCUGUUACAGACUCCCACCACCAAGGGCCCAUGUCGUGAUGCCCUCACACCAAUGAGCUUGAGACUUCAGCCCAAUAUGGUUGAUGAGAUGAUGGCCAGAGAAGAUGAAAGACAAAACACUCAAUAUUGCAUUUAAUGUUCCCUCGCUGUAGAUUACGCACAAAUGAUAGACUGUGCAAUUAAUUAUAGUCCAUAUUUUGGUACCUCUAGAUGCCAAUAAAGAACAUCCCUAUCAUCACACACAAACAUAGAUGCAUUUAUUUUUGACGGCCCAUACAUACACUACCUCAUUUCUGGGAAGCACACGAUUACGUUGAUCUGACACGUGCCUUUCCUAUCGGAUACCGCUGCACACGCGCCACAAACACGCAUGAUACGAGAACAAACAUAUGUCGUAACCCAUCAACACCUAUUUAUAUGUAUUUUACAUAAUCACUCUUAGCAGAAACAAGAAACUACCAUUUAUAUCAGACAAUUGAGACUCUACCUUGUCUUUCACUUCUCUUCACGUUUCAAGUACACAUUCGACAUUUCUCAUGGAAAACGUUCCUGGUCUCAAAUUGAGAAGCUCUUUUCCAAAUUGAUUUGGCAUUAAAAGCAGAUCUACAUUUAAUGCCAAGUGGAAUUUAUUUCUGUCAGCUGUGUGUUUGCGAGGUGGUUUGUUCGGGCACAUUAUUAAUCGCCAGCGUGGUUGGGGUUGAAGUUUAUAAUGUCUUUAUGCCUUACGUUCAUUGUUACUGUUUUUGAGGUGGGCGUCUGUUGAGUUAUCCGUUGUGUUUUGCACUACAAUCCAUUCGUAGCUAGUUUACAAACAGCUAAAAUGCAGAACGUUAGUGAAGGACCUGUGUACAGAAGAUUAACCUCAUCAUUCAGAGUUUUGUUGUUUAGCAGUUUCAGUGUCAUUUAACUUGAGUAGAAUAAAGGAAGGUCAUUAAUUGGGUGUCACACAGACUGAGUUCAUUGUUUUAUUUGCUGGAUCUGGAUCGCAGAACUGAAAUGCUCUCACCGAAAGGGCUAUUUCUCCGUGGAGAGCAGGGACAUUUAAGAGGAUCGUUUUGAUGCUCGGACAGCGUCACUAACUGAAGUACACUCGUUCUCUUCAGUUAACAUCACUAUGCCUCUGCGUUCUUGGAAAACACUGAUUCUACUGGAUUUUCGUUGAAUUGAGUUAUUUGCCUGUGUUAGAUGAAGGACUAUAGUAAUGAUGUUGUGUAAUAUAAAACUUUAUAACAGGUAUUAGAUUGGAAAUGCUGUUUCAACUGAAGUUGAACUCACUAGCUGGCACCUAUGGAAGCUUGUUUCCGCCACUGAAUAAAAAAGGUAACUGCGACUUUUUAUCUCACAAUUCUGACUUUUUUUUCUCAGAAUUGCGAGAUUUAAACUUGCAGUUGCGAGAAGUCAGAAGAAAAAACGUCACUCUUUUUUUCCCUCACAAUUGGACAUUAUAUCAUGCAACUGCAAGUUUAUAUCUCACAAUUCUGGUUUAUAUCACGCAAUUCUGACAUUAUAUAUCAUGCAAUUCUGACUUUAUAACUCGCAAUUGCAAGCGUUCGCAAUAGCGAGGAAAAAAGACAGAAUUGUGAGAUAAAAAGCCGCAAUUACCUUUUUUAUUUUUUAUUUCAUGGCAACAAGCUUCCAUAGGUACCAGAUAUGCAGUAGCAACUGGCUUUUUGUCUGAGUUUUUGGGAAUAUGAUGCAUUUUUAAGUAGCAAUUGUCCUUGAAUAUAGAGGACUGACAGUGUUACUGUGCGUCUGGAACAAAAAAAAAAAAAAAAAAAACUUUUUUGUUUUAUUUGGUGAAUUUCAUGAAAAUAUGUGUGGGUCAUAUCUGACCCCAAAAUCAAAAGAAAAAACAUUUUUUGCUUAAAAAUAUAUUGCAAAAGUGUUUAUUUGACAUUGUUUUAAUGACAGUUAAGUACCCCUCUCCCCUUCUAAUUACCAUAGUGUGGGAAAAAAAAAAACGUUUUCAUCUUUAAAUAAUGGUAGUACAACAUAUAUUACCAAAUAUUGUUUUGUUUUUUUUGUUUUUUUUUACAAAUAAAUAUAAUGCGUAAUUUUCUUUCUCAUUACAGUGAUAUAGGUGGAAAUGUGUUUAAUUUUCUUGAAAAUAAUGUCAUUAUCUUUAUAAAAAAAAAUUAUUUUUCUGUUUGGGGUGAAAUAUGACCUGUAAAUGUUCUGGACAGGUUUAGUGAUAUCCUCUGUACGUCAACUAAUAGAAAGGUGAUGUACGUGUGUAGUGGAAGUGAGUUUACGUUGUUUCUCGUCAGAAACCAGUGUACUAAACAACCCAAACCUUGAGUCUGUUUUCUGUUUUUGACGGACUAAUGUCCGCUGCUGAGGUGAAAAAUAGCUUUUUUGCUGUAGCUUUUCUUCUGUAUUAUUUGAAUAUUUUUCAAAUUUAACUUCUUUUAACUGUGUGUCCUUUGAAAGUUUAUAACCAACCUAAACCUGUCGGUUUUGUGUUAACAGUGUUAGGCAGAUUGUACUACUAACCUCAAAAUGUUAAUGUUUGCAGGCUUGUGCCAUAUUGUAACCUUAUGAGAUACUCUAAUGAUCAUUUCACCAAGUGCUUUUUACUUUCUUUCUCUGCAGGAUUGGCAAAUGUAUAAUUUAUUUUGGAUUGUAGCUGAAUUCCUUCUGAAUCUGGAGUCAGAUUUACUAUACUUUUAUCAUUAUUUCUCCAUUUUAUUUACUUGUUUCAAGGCGCUCUCUCAAACCUUUUAUUUUUCUUGUUUGUAUUUAUAUUUUAUUUUGUUUCUGUGUUUGAAGCUUAGUUUGUCUUCCUCAGAGGAACUGACUUCAUGUUCUGCAGAAAGACUGUCAAUGACAUCAGUUGUCUUGAAAAAGUUAAACCCAACACGUUCUUCAAACUUCUCAAUUAGUAGCAAUACGUGUUGCCUUUAUGAACCUUCAUUUUGUACAGAAUAACUUUAGUCUCUCAGCCAAUCGCAGUAUUUACUACAUUACAAAAACAAAAAAAUGAAACAGAUCCUCAUUACAUUGCAAAAUAGAAGAGUACUUUGUACGAUUAAUACAUUGAUAUUAGUUAUUUGAAACAGUUUGGCAUGUUAAGCAGUUUUGUGGUAUUUAUAACUUGUGGCAUUCUUAAACUAAUGAAGUGCAAAUAAAGAUAUAUAUUUAUUACAUA
Molecule: messenger RNA, 4249 nt
Organism: Ctenopharyngodon idella (grass carp)
Lineage: Eukaryota; Metazoa; Chordata; Actinopteri; Cypriniformes; Xenocyprididae
Gene: rab12
Product: RAB12, member RAS oncogene family
Exons: 6
Coding region: 333-1040 (235 amino acids)
Biological process (GO): cellular response to insulin stimulus; protein secretion; regulation of exocytosis
Cellular component (GO): synaptic vesicle; trans-Golgi network transport vesicle; plasma membrane
Molecular function (GO): GTPase activity; GTP binding
Source: RefSeq, a predicted model, not a curated record